Molecule: messenger RNA, 1726 nt
Organism: Humulus lupulus (European hop)
Lineage: Eukaryota; Viridiplantae; Streptophyta; Magnoliopsida; Rosales; Cannabaceae
Product: transcription factor BHLH094
Exons: 6
Coding region: 424-1317 (297 amino acids)
Biological process (GO): regulation of DNA-templated transcription
Cellular component (GO): nucleus
Molecular function (GO): protein dimerization activity; DNA-binding transcription factor activity
Source: RefSeq, a predicted model, not a curated record
CCAAUCUCCACUGUCUAAGGAGAGAUCACACACACACUCUCUCACUCAGAUCACAUUUCACAUACAGUCCAACUCUUUCUCUCUCUCUCUCUCUCUCUCUCUCUCUCUCUUUCCAUUUUCUAUAACAUAAAUGCGAUCCAUUUCUCACAGUUUCCUUUCCGAAGCUACUUAAAAUCUUAGCACUCCCUCUCCCUCUAUUGUAUGCGUAUUUUAAAAGGAGCUCCAUUUAGAAUUAGACCGCCAUUUGAAUUCCCAAUAAGCUACAGUAAGAGGACUGGGAAGGAGAACCCUCUCUCCAUUUGGGGAAGUUUGCUUCGAACUGAAGGCUUUCUUCUGGCCCAUUUAAGCAAAGGGAAUGUGAGCACACUCACCCCCUAUAUUCGAGGCGGAGUUUGAUUGGAUCGGAUCCGAAACGGUGGAGAAAUGGAUCCGCCUGCGUUGAUGAACGAGGGCUCCUUUUCGAAUGCCAAUGCGACGUUUAAUAACCUGGUUGAGAUCUGGCCAUUCUCAAUGAAUGGCGGCGGAGAGCCUGGAGUUGGAUUAGGCUUGCGGAGACCGCUUUUUGGUCAGAAUUUGGCGUCGUAUGGUGACGUUUUGGGUGCCAAUAUCCGUGAGGUUUCGACUAAUGAUUCAAUGAGUUUGGACCAGAGAGGGAAUCAAGGUGACUGCGGUGGCGGUUCUAGGAAGCGGAGAGACGUUGAGGAUGAUUCGGUUAAUAAGGGGGUCUCCACGAGUAGUGUCAACGGCAAUGACAAUGGCAAUGGCUAUGAUUGUGAUGGAAAACGGCUUAAAACUUCAGGAGGAUGUAAAGAAGAGAAUGGUGAAUCCAAAACCGAAACAGAACCAAGUUCAGGCAAGCCUGGAGAGCAAAGUAGUCGGCUACCUGACCCGCCUAAACAGGACUACAUCCAUGUACGAGCAAGAAGGGGUCAAGCUACUGAUAGCCAUAGUCUUGCAGAAAGAGCUAGAAGAGAAAAGAUAAGUGAAAGGAUGAAAAUUCUCCAAGACUUGGUCCCCGGUUGUAAUAAGGUUAUCGGAAAGGCAUUGGUUCUGGAUGAGAUUAUUAAUUACAUCCAAUCAUUACAGCGUCAGGUUGAGUUCCUAUCAAUGAAGCUUGAAGCAGUGAAUUCAAGAAUGACACCUGAAAUUGAUGUGUUUCCUUCUAAAGAUAUCAAUUUGGCAUCACAGUUUGGACAACAAGCAUUUGAGGCUGCUGGUAUGGCAUUUAACUCACAACCUACAAGGGAGUUCAGCCGUGGUUCAUCACCGGAUUGGUUACACAUGCAGGUUGGUGGCGGUUUCGAAAGAACUACAUAGUCAAGAAGAUCCUCUUCAAAUGGUAAUAAAUGCAUUGAAAGACGAUGCAUCCUCCUGCUGUUGCUGUCAAAAAAGUAUGAUACCCCAUUACUUUAAAUCAAAAGAAAAAAAAUCUCAUUUUCUACUUCAGGCCAGGAGUUGUAUCAAUGAAGACUGGUAAAGUUAGAGACUGAAAUCUUUAUUUGUUCAAGUGGUGGAAAAUGAACCUUCAUCGCUUUAUAGCUCCUAGAUGGCUACACAUUCUUCUCCUCUUAUCAUAUGCCAAGCUUAUACUCGUUGGAAGGAUUAUUAUUCUUGUGAAAGAGAAAGUUUCUUGUUCUAGAUUUCUGAUGUUCACAAUACUAUGUAAACCUUAUUUUGACAUUGGAUUAUUAUAAAGCUGAUCCUCAAUUAAAUAAAUUUUCUAUUA